AGAUCGCAACAGCACCAGCAGUCGUAUCCGGGAAGACAGCGGCAAAGGGUAUAUGUAUAGCCAUUGAAUUCAAGCUGUGUAUGAAGGGGCAGACUAGCCGCACUAAUAACUUCAAGGUCCAGGAAAAUGAAGAGGGUAGCAAGUGGAAAAACAGAAGUAAUUAGUUUUUGGCCAUCCUCGCAAUAUGUAAUGAUGUACAAUGUACCAAAUGUCUCAAUUAGCUCAUGAGUUUCUUUGUAGCCCACAACCUCAUAUUCAUUCACAAGGCGUGGCAUCUACUCUUCUCUCCGUACAUGUACUUCUCACCAUUACUGUCAUAGCCGUGGAGCUUUGGUACGGCGGUGUCAACAUGGCAAGCUAUAUUGCCGCUAUUAUUUCGACUGCAUGCUAUCUAAUCUAUCCGGAUGCAGUUUUUUAUGGCUUUGACAUAUCCCCUGCGCUAUUUCCUAUAGCAGAAACACUACCAUUCAAUGUUCACCUAGGCAUUAUGGAUAUCAAGCAACCCAUUCCACUGUCCAAACAGAGCAAAUAUGAUCUUUUCCAUCUCCGUCUCAUAGCUGCAGAUAUUGCACCGACAGAAUGGGAAUUGGUAGUGCACAACAUCAUCCAGUUGCUCAAACCAGGGGGUUGCCAUUCAAUGGGAAGAAUGCAACUGGGCAGAUGUCCAGCAUCUACGUGGUGGCAUACAAUCCUCCGUACAUACAGCGCGAUUGAUGGGGUCCUCGCUUCAGGAUUGGCCUUAAAGAUAAGUUCUCAUAUGGCUGGAAGAUGUUGUCCCAGAUUUUCCAGAACAAAGGACUUGUAAAAGUAGAGGAAGAUAUCGUAAGCUCGGAUCGAGUUGUAGAUACGAGAACUCCUCUCACAAGGAACGCGGUGCAGGCUAUAUUUAGUUAGUCGUGGCUGCUUUUAUCACGAACCGCCCAUGGGUCCUUAUCAAAUGAUGAGCUCGAUAGGUUAGAGGCAGAGGCAGAGCGAGAUAUCGAGAGUGGAUGCUAUGUGAGAU
Molecule: messenger RNA, 1003 nt
Organism: Sclerotinia trifoliorum
Lineage: Eukaryota; Fungi; Ascomycota; Leotiomycetes; Helotiales; Sclerotiniaceae
Source: the annotation of a GenBank genome assembly